Molecule: messenger RNA, 957 nt
Organism: Phytophthora infestans T30-4
Lineage: Eukaryota; Oomycota; Peronosporomycetes; Peronosporales; Peronosporaceae
Product: CTD small phosphatase-like protein, putative
Exons: 1
Coding region: 238-951 (237 amino acids)
Molecular function (GO): phosphoprotein phosphatase activity
Source: RefSeq, a predicted model, not a curated record
CUCUCCGAGCCCCGAGCCCGACCCAAAAAAACUUGUCGCCUGUCCGUUUCAGCACUACAGCCCGCCUGUUUCUGUCUUAAGCGCCUUCCAGCUGUGACGAGAAGAAAUUACGAGAAUCCCCGCCUGACGCUCCCGAGUUUCAACGGAGCAUUCAUUCACUUCCACUUUUUCCGUGUGUCGGCUACCUGCCUCAAGCGGCGGCAUACCAAGUAACACUACUCUGAUCUCCGUAGCAUCAUGAGCGCCACCGUCGUUCAGUAUCCCGUAGAGCCUCGCGUGACUCGGUCACGACUCGCUGACGAAGUCUCAGCUGCCAAGAAGCGCAGCGGUGCCCACGUGCGCGCGCCGUCGGAGCGCAUCGCGUUGGUGCUCGACAUGGACGAGUGUCUCGUACACAGCAAGUUCCAGAACGAGGUCGAGUACCGCCAGAGUGAAUACCGCCCGGAGCAAUUAGAGGAGUACAGCGACUCGUUUGAGAUCGUUAUGGAUGAUGGCGAGCGCGCAAUAGUCAACAAGCGACCAGGCCUUGACCGCUUUCUAGAGGAAGCCGCUAAGCACUAUGACGUGUACGUUUUCACUGCCGGCCUAGAGGCCUACGGCAAGCCCAUCCUAGACGCCCUCGACCCCAAGGGCAACCUGUUUGCAGGCCGAUUCUUUCGCGAGUCGUGUCAACAACGCAAAGGCAUGUUUCUCAAAGACUUAAACGUGGUGCGCGGCGGCGAUCUGUCUCGUGUUAUCCUCGUCGAUAACAACCCCGUGUCAUUCCUCAUGCAGCCCAGUAACGGUAUUCCUGUGCCGAGCUUCUAUGACGACGCCAACGACCGGACACUCGAGUCAUUGAGCAAAGUGCUGGCCAGUCUGCAGGAUGUUGAGGACGUACGCCCGCGACUGCACCAGCUUUUCCGUCUUGCGGACCUGCUGGCCGAGCACCAGCGCGUGAUCCUGGGUUGAUAAAGU